Symbiodinium pilosum is the source of this 2577-nucleotide messenger RNA. The record is from the annotation of a GenBank genome assembly. Lineage: Eukaryota; Dinophyceae; Suessiales; Symbiodiniaceae.
AUGCACUGUUGGGCUACGUGGAUGACUUCCCUUGUGGUGCAGGACGAGGAUGUCAUAGCCCUGUUCUCUUGCCUUGUCCUUGCCUUCUGCGCCAUGUUCGGCAUCCCCAUUUCACACGCCAAGCUGCAACUUGGCAGGGGCAUAGUGUGGAUAGGCUGGCACUUUGGUUUUGGCAGUGGGACUUUCUGCGUGCCUUUGGACAAGUCCCUCAAGCUUAAGCGUUUGCUCCAGGAAGCCCUUUCUGGACGCCAUGUUCAUCGUAGAACGUUGGACAAGAUCCUGGGCUUGCUUCAGUGGCUUUGCAAGCUCUUUCGUUCCUUCAAGCCCUGGCUUCAGCCUAUCUACGCAGACGCCAAUAGACCUCUGGCCACCAACCACAGCAUUGCGGCAAAGAGGGCUGGGGCAGUACAAAGCUGGCAUGGUCAGUCAAGGAAUGGACGGUUGCAAAGUGGCGGCAAGGGGGCCGACACUUGCCGACAUGGGCUACUUUUGCCGUGCAGAGGUUUCGGACUUCUCUACCGCCCACUGUUCAACAAUGGCCCAGCGGCGAGUGAGAAUUCUGGCCUGGUGGAACAGUUCCGUCAGCAGGUCGAGCAGCGACUGCGCACGGUUGGCAACGACAUCUUCCAGAUACGGCGGCCAUCUGCCGCCAAACCACCGUGGGAGGAGGCGGAAGCUCAAAACCAAGCGGGAUGCAACCAAGCCCUGUUCGAUUUGCUGCGAAAAAUUGCACCGAAACAGGCCAGGCGCAGGGCUCAGUUGAGAACCAAGGAAGGCGCGCUCAUGACACCGGGGGCGGAGGCGGUAGCGCUAUGCGACUUUUGGAAGGCGGUCAAUGGCAGAGAAAAUGAGAGUAACAUUCCAGUCAUGACGGGUUACAACUUUGCCAGGGAUGAAAUUGCGGAGGCGAUUCGGGGAUUGCAGGCUAACAAAUCUGCACCGCAGCACUGCGCUCCGCACGUCUUCUGGAAAUUGGCCGCUGAGCCAAUUGCGGACUACGUGGAGGAUCAGAUGUUUCGGCAAUGGCGACAGGACAGGGCGGAAGUACCUGGUGACUGGGCGGCGGCGUGGUUGGUAUUCCUACAUAAACCGGGGAAGACCAGUACUGAUCCAUCAUGCCUGAGGCCCGUUUCACUUCUUGAUCCCAUGGGUAAGGCAGUGUGCGGGGUGUUGAAGAUGCAUCUCGUCCCAUAUCUGAUGGACAAAGCGAAGUACCUUCCAUUGUUUGGAUACAUACAGCAGAGAUCGCCGCAGCAGGCGCUGGAGUUGGUUUUUGCCCCCUGCGCAGAGGCGCGUGACCUAGCCAAGGCACAGACCAGGUCAUUGUACGAGCUGCGCUCAGGUAAAGUCCGCAGUCAGUGUGCGGGCGGACUGCAGAUCAGCGUUGACUUUUCUCAGGCCUUUGAUCGAGCUGAUCGAGGUUUACUUUUCAAAGCCCUGACCUUUUUGGAGGUACCUACUGACCUUCAAGAGCUCAUCAAGCGCUGGGUGCGGGCCACUACCUUCCAUAUUCACAAAGCAGACACGCAGUGCUCGUAUUCUUCUGACAAGGGUAUUCGGCAGGGAUGUAAGCUCAGUCCCACACUAUGGUGUUGUCUCUUCGUCUACAUCCUGAACCGGAUUGAUCAAACUUUGGGUAUGCCGUGGAGUCAACAGCACUUGGUUGGAUUUGCGGAUGACUUGCAUCUCCGAUGGCUCUUUAGCGACAGGUCGGGUAUCAAUUUGGCAUUGCAGGAGGCGGGAACGGUACUCAGUCUCCUCGAAGAUAUGGGCUUUCUGCUAAGCAGGGACAAGACGGUUUGCUUAUUGAGGGCGGAAGGAGUACAGGUCCCACACAUGCUGCGCAAAUUGAUACACAAGAAGAACAAGCAGGAGGAACGUAUCCUGUGUAUUGAUGGUAGGUGGCAACUACCAUUGCGCAAACAACAUGUGUACUUGGGGGCUAAGAUCUCGUAUGGAGCGUUUGAGUUGCAGAAUGCACAGCAUCGCAAGCAGGCUGGGCAGGCGGCGUUUGCCAGAUUGAGGCCAACGCUCAUGUCACAAAGAGCUCUAUCUUUGACGAAGCGGCUUCGGCUGUGGCAGGUUUUCGUUGUGCCGGCUACCCUUUACUCGCUGGGAGCUUCAGGGCUCACGAGGCAGGCAGAUUCGAGCGAUCACAAGGCAAAGAUGCACAGUGCAGAGCGCAUGAGUGCGGCGCCCGCCAUAUUUGAUAGACAGGUGCACGGGACGGAUGGCAUGCCCAAAUUCAGUGGAUGCGGGCAUGCCUUUGAAAGGUGGGCGGACUUGCAGAAGCAUAUUGAGGAGAAUCACUGUCAAGGUCGGAUCCCAGUUGAGUCUGAACAGGUCAAGUCGGUACUGACGAGGACGAAGGAUGGUGAACUUGACCUCGCGCAAAUACAGAGUGGAGACAUGCCGGAGGCCCUGCAGCGAGAACUAUUACAGCAUUGUAGUUACUGCCGACAAUGGUUCCCAAUGACAGGUAUGUCAGGCAGCACUGGACGAGGGUACAUCGGUCCGAAUCCCAGCUACACAUCGCGGCCACAAAGCAGUGGAGGAGAGGUCAGUUCAGCCCCAUAA